AUGACUGAAACUCCACAACAUAUUUCUAAUCCUGACCUUACCACCAUAUUUGGUGGAGUCUAUUACAUCCAUCCUUCAAACACUGCUUCCAAACUUAUGACUGAUGUUUUUGAUGGUACUUCAUACAUUGAUUGGCAAGAAUCCAUACUCUUAAGCCUUUCAACUAAGAACAAAUUAGGAUUCAUAGAUGGUAGUUUGCCUAAACCUCCUGCCACAGAUCAUACAUACAAAGCUUGGUGUCGUUGCAAUGAUCUUGUGAAGAGUUGGUUGCUAGCAUCGGUUGACAAAACAGUUGGUAGAAGUGUGCGAUUUAAAAAGACUGCUGCUGAUGUUUGGACAGACUUGGCUGAAAGAUUUGGUCAACCUUCAUCUACCCUCUUGUAUUCUUUACAAAAGAAAUUACUACUACUUGAACAAGGCAGUGAUUCCAUAUCUGAAUUUUAUACCAAAAUCAUGGCUAUAUGGGAUGAAAUAGACAAUCAAGAUCCCCUUGCUAUUUGUGCUUGCAAUAAUUGUAUUUGUGCUACAGGUAGAAAGAAUUUGAAAUCUCAACAAGAUAGUAGGGUAAUGAUGUUUCUUAUGAAGUUGAAUGAUGAUUAUGUUCAAGCCAGAACCAAUAUCUUGAUGAUGAAUGAACUUCCUAGUUUGGGGAGUGCAUACAGAUUCUGUGUGCAAGAAGAACGACAUAAAGAAAUCAAGCAGGUUGUUUCUUCUUCCCAUGAAUCCCUUGCUUUUGCAGCUGAUCGAAGAAAAUUUCAAGAUAAAAAUAAUUUUACCAAGAGCACAUAUUAA
This is a messenger RNA of Amaranthus tricolor (Joseph's coat), 792 nucleotides long. RefSeq lists its product as uncharacterized. NCBI's taxonomy places the organism in Eukaryota, Viridiplantae, Streptophyta, Magnoliopsida, Caryophyllales, Amaranthaceae. The record is from RefSeq and is a predicted model, not a curated record. The coding region runs from base 1 to 792 and encodes 263 amino acids. The transcript has a single exon.